GAGCCUUUGAACUUCCUCUUUGAACGGAACCUGCUUCCAAGAUGGUGAGUGCUGAAUUGGGCUACAAAAUUAUUCUAAUUAUCUGCGUUCAUCGUCGCUUUUAGGGUCAUUCUGUACACUGGACAACGAUGUCUCUGGUCAUUCCUGAGAAGUUCCAGCACAUUCUUCGUGUUCUCAACACGAACAUUGAUGGUAGGAGGAAGAUUGCCUUCGCCAUCACAGCAAUCAAGGGUGUUGGCAGACGAUAUGCCCAUGUUGUCCUGAGGAAGGCUGAUAUCGACCUCAGCAAGCGGGCUGGAGAACUGACCGAUGAUGAGGUCGAGAGGGUAGUGACAAUUAUGCAGAAUCCUCGCCAGUACAAAAUCCCUGACUGGUUCCUCAACAGACAGAAGGAUGUAAAGGAUGGCAAAUACAGUCAGGUCCUUGCUAACGGUCUGGAUAACAAGCUGAGAGAGGAUCUUGAAAGGCUGAAGAAGAUCAGGGCUCACCGUGGUCUCAGGCAUUUCUGGGGUCUGCGUGUGCGUGGCCAGCACACUAAGACCACCGGUCGUCGUGGUCGCACCGUUGGUGUGUCCAAGAAGAAGUAAACUGUCUCCCUGCUCCCCAUGUUUCAAUAAAUGCCACAGUUCACACA
Molecule: messenger RNA, 634 nt
Organism: Oncorhynchus mykiss (rainbow trout)
Lineage: Eukaryota; Metazoa; Chordata; Actinopteri; Salmoniformes; Salmonidae
Product: small ribosomal subunit protein uS13
Biological process (GO): translation
Cellular component (GO): cytosol; small ribosomal subunit; ribosome
Molecular function (GO): structural constituent of ribosome; RNA binding
Source: RefSeq, a predicted model, not a curated record